AUGGGGAAUUGGUGUGGUUUGGGGCUCCAUCUCAUUUUCUUAUGCGUUUUUUUGGUUGCAAACACAUAUACUUGUCUGGGCGUUCGAAAUACCAGUGUCAUUAAUUGCUCUCAACAAGAGCGACUUGCUCUUCUCAAGUUCAAAAACAGUGUCAGAGAUCGUGCUGGAAUGUUGUCAUCAUGGGUUGGAAAUGACUGUUGCCUGUGGCGGGGAAUCCAGUGUGAUGGUGUCUCUGGAAAUAUUCAACGCCUUGAUCUCAAAGGAGAUUACCCCUACGUCUACAGCUACUACUACGACUACUACUUAGCUGGUAAUAGUGCGAGCUCUUCUUUGGCAGAGUUGAGGCAUCUCAAAUACCUCGACUUGAGUGGGAAUAAUUUCCAUGGUAUUAUUCCUGAGUUCAUUGGAUCCUUGAAACAGCUGACCUACCUCAAUCUCUCUCAUGCUUCUUUUAAUGGUAUUAUUCCUCCUCACAUUGGAAAUCUUUCUAAUUUAAAGGUUCUUGACCUCAGUUCAAACAGAGGGUUGAUAGCAGAUGACAUGGCAUGGGCUUUUGGGCUUUCAUCGCUCGAGCUUCUAGACUUGAGUUCAGUAGUAUUUACUGAAGCACAAGACUGGGGCAUGGUGCUUCACAUGAUGCCCUCGUUAAUAAAGUUAAGUUUGUCAUGGUGUGGACUUUCCAAUGCUGAUCUUGGUCCUUUUCUUAAUUCCAGUAGAAUACUUCCCAACAUCCAACACCUUGAUCUUGGCUACAAUUCUUUCAAAGCUCCACUUCCUGCAUUUUUUCAAAAUAUGACAUCCCUAGCAUUCCUAGAUCUUUCAUACUUUAAUCUUAGUUCGGGAUCGAACUUUGCAAAAUUGCUAAACAUGAUCCCUUCUUUAUCAGAGCUGCAUUUGUCUGAUUGUAGCCUCGAUAUGACACAUCUAUCAUCCCACCGUCUUAAUUUCAGUACAUUUUUUAAUAUCCAACACCUCGAUCUUAGCAACAAUCCACUUGGAGGCGAUUUUCCCUCUUUUUUGGCAAACAUGACUUCCCUAAGAGUACUUGACCUUUCAGAAACCAUGCUGAAUUCAUCACUUCCUAUUAUGCCUAAACUUACGGGGCUUGAUCUUUCUCGUAACAAGUUUAUGCAGGUUGAGGAUGUUGGAAUCUGGAGACAGUGCCACCUGAAACAAUUGACCGUGGCACAUAAUGAGUUUGGUAUGGAAAUGAUUGACUCACCAAAGAACAUAUCAGAAUGCUCCCACUAUGCUUUGGAAUAUAUGGAAUUAAGGGAUUGUUUAAGUGGUAGAAUUCCAGAAACACUUGGAAGACUGGGGAAUUUAAGACACCUUGAUCUAUCGCAGAACGGACUGACUGGUUCAAUCCCUGAAUCUGUAACAGGAUUAAGAUUUUUACAAGUACUAUAUCUAUAUGAAAACCAGUUGACUGGUCCCAUUCCAGAAUUCCUUGGGAACCUUACCCAACUUGACCUUUCUUCUAACCAAUUGAAUGGUUCGAUUCCAGAAUCCCUUGGAAAAUUAGCAGCUUUAACAGAUUUGAGUGUGGAAUCUAAUUUGUUAAAUGGGACCAUUCCAGUUUCAGUUGGGAAACUUGCCAAACUUCAUUCUCUUCUUAUCUCUAACAAUUCUUUAGAAGGAGCAGUUAUUGAAGCUCAUUUUGCUAACCUUUCGAUGUUGAAGUACUUGGAUACUUCUUUUAACACUAAGUUGACAUUCAAUGUUUCAAGUGGGUGGAUGCCUCCAUUCCAGUUGAUAGUUCUUUAUCUCAGUUCCUGCAAUAUCAGUAGUGGAUUCCCACAGUGGCUUCGAAAUCAAAGGAAAGUUAAGGAGUUAGUGUUGUCCAAUGCUAAAAUUUCGGGACCACUGCCCACAUGGUUUCGAAAGAUGCCCAUCAUUCCUUGGUUAGAUCUCUCUCACAACAAACUCAGCGGACCUUUGACAAAUCUUCCCGAUGGGGGAAAUGAUGAAGUGUUUUUAUUUGAGUCUGACCCUACAAUAUUUCUACAAUAUAAUACUUUCAGUGGGUCGAUUCCAAGGUCACUGUGCAGAAGAACAUAUUUACGAGUACUUCAACUUUCGAAAAAUAUGUUAAGUGGGAAAAUUCCCAAGUGUAUGGGGAAUCUGCAGGCUUUGAGUACCAUGAGAUUAAGCUCAAAUCGGUGUCAUUCCAAGCUCCAUAGGUCUUAG
Molecule: messenger RNA, 2190 nt
Organism: Lactuca sativa (garden lettuce)
Lineage: Eukaryota; Viridiplantae; Streptophyta; Magnoliopsida; Asterales; Asteraceae
Product: receptor-like protein EIX2
Molecular function (GO): protein binding
Source: RefSeq, a predicted model, not a curated record